AUGAACUGCGCGUUGGCCAUUGUCUCGGAGGACGGAGACCUGUCAUGGUCGGACAGCCACAGUAUGGCCUCUGAGGGAAGCUCGUCUAUCGCCAUGCCCACCUCUCCCAUGUGGGCACGUCCCAGAACGACAACUCGAAUAGACACCGGCCAACUAUCCCCCAUCAGCACAGAACUCGAAAUCCGUGCAGUUGAUGGUGUAUCUGGCUCCUCCGUGCCGACCAUGGUCCAUUCCGCCACUUCCUCUUGUACAGAUGCCUGGAGUGCCACUUUGUAUGACAUGGACCAAAGGGACGAUGAUGACCACGACGUGGAUUGGGAGAGGGAGUCCGAUGAUGUGCUAACCGUGCCCAAGUUGGAGCCUGUGGAGGACGAUGACUUCCAUAUGGACGAUCUCAAAGAAGCCCCUCGUACACCCGUUCCGGAGCCAAAGACAGCCCCACCGGCGCCGAUCAAGAUCAAGAGACCCCGUGGGAGACCACGGAAACAUCCACUCACCACUCAGGUAGCAGCCAACAAGGUCGCCAAGGGACGGUCCAAGACUGGGUGUAUCACUUGCCGGAAGAGAAAGAAGAAGUGUGAUGAAGCUAAGCCACGCUGUCUGAAUUGUGAGAAAAAUGCUGUUGUCUGCGAGGGAUACCAUGAAAAGACCAUCUGGAAAAGUGGACGCGAGAGAGCAGAAGAGCAACACACGAAGCAUAGUCUUCCGCACAUCACCCUCCAGCCAAUAUUCCAAGGCGUCGAAACGCCCGAAGACAUGACCUUCCUGAAUCAUUACAUCAGCCACUUGAGUGGUGUUCUUACUGUCGAAGGCCAACACAAGAAUGCCUUCAAGGACAUGCUGUUACAGAUGGCGGUGGAGCAUCGCGGCCUCAUGCAUUCCAUCUUGUCAUUAGCCAGCAGGCACAUCGACUACGAUACUCCUUAUGGCGUCAAGAUCCUCACUCAUAACGCCAAGAUCAAUCGCGCUUCUCUGGUGGCUAGGUCACAGUACCACCAUAAAUCGGCCAUGGAGAAACUGUGCGAGCCUCUGGGGGGUGACAACGAAUCGGGACACAUGGUCAACCUGUCUCCUCGCUAUGGGCAGAUGGUUUGUCUUCUCCUUCAGACUCUUGCAGAAGGCAACUCCAGCGGGGAGCACCGAGUGCAUCUCCAGGCAUACAAGAACCUGAUCCACCAGUCGCCCCCUCCAGACUCUGCAUUUCUCAUAUUUAUAACCGAAUUCUUCCAGUACCGCGUCUUUGCGGACGAACUCAUACGUUACCCUAACAUACGAACCCCACGAUUGGCGACCGAGGAUUGGGAGCCGUGGGUGGCCAUCGAGCCUGCACGUUUGAUCGGCAUCGGCGACGGCUUGUUCCACUACCUGGCACAGAUUACGACGAUUCGGAACACGAUCAGAGCCAACGUAGCUGCCGAGGUCGACCCUGUCGUCGACUAUACUUCCCUAUAUCGAGCCGCCGAGAUCGAUGCUACCAUCCGAGAUUGGACUCCGCAUUGGCCUCCGGGAGACAGCCGCGACCGUGUCGGUCUUCUGUACAAGCAGAUGAUGUGGGUGUAUCUGUUUAGAACAAUCUAUCCACCAUCAUCGUCAUCAUCACCGCCUCCCCGAACGAGCAGCUCGACGGAGAGCAUCUUGCCUCUUUCCCCAACAUCGCAACCUCACUCAGUGCACAGUCCCGCUCGUUCAGAACGGCCAACGAGUAGUCACGCUUCGCCUCGAGCCGAAUCUCCCACUCCAACCCGGUACCCUCCCCAUCACGACAAUCGAAUAAAUCUGGCGGUGGACGAGUCACUGGCGAUUCUAGAUUCGUUCAAACCAAGCGAUCCGGUCCAGACCCUGCUCCUCAUGCCCAGCCUGGUCAUCGGCUGCGCAUGUUUCGCCCCUGCCCAGCGAGAACGCGUCAGGGCAGCCGUUCGCACGGUCCACGGGUACACUGGUAUGCGCAACUGCAACCGCGCCGCCGAGGUUCUCGAGGAGGUCUGGCGGCUCAUGGAUCGCGGCGAAUGGGCCCGCGUGUGGGACUGGCAGGGCGUCGCGAGGAGCAUGGGUCUCGACUUCUCAUGCGCCUAG
Anthostomella pinea is the source of this 2073-nucleotide messenger RNA. The record is from the annotation of a GenBank genome assembly. Lineage: Eukaryota; Fungi; Ascomycota; Sordariomycetes; Xylariales; Xylariaceae.